Messenger RNA from Echinostoma caproni, 456 nucleotides. The record is from the annotation of a GenBank genome assembly. Lineage: Eukaryota; Metazoa; Platyhelminthes; Trematoda; Plagiorchiida; Echinostomatidae.
AUGUUCUGGAAUCUAUGCUCUUUAAAUUCGCACUUCUCUCUACCGAAACACUGUCCAUUUCAGGCCAGUCUUGAACGGUUCUUUGCCAAGACGAAGGUCACAUGCUAUGAUGAAUGCUACCCGGGUUUCGCCGAGUCCUACGAUGCCAUGGGCGACUCAGAUGAUGAGGCUGACUUUAGCAAAAUGGAUCUGGGCAACAAAAAAGGUCCUGUCGGACGAUGGGACUUUGAAACUCAAGAAGAAUACAGUGAUUACAUGUCUAACAAGGAGGCUCUUCCCAAAGCCGCGUUCCAGUACGGAGUGAAAAUGGCUGACGGUCGUCGGACACGAAGAAUUGGUCCAAAAGAUGAGAAAGCGGAGUUAGAUCGUCAGUUGCAAAAAAUCCAAUCGAUCAUCCAAAAACGAAAACAACUUGCUGAAGAUGGUGGACCGGUGGCAAAAAAUCCGCGAUUCUGA